This is a messenger RNA of Hordeum vulgare subsp. vulgare (domesticated barley), 2991 nucleotides long. RefSeq names its product disease resistance protein Pik-2-like. The record is from RefSeq and is a predicted model, not a curated record. Gene Ontology annotation, biological process: defense response to other organism. NCBI's taxonomy places the organism in Eukaryota, Viridiplantae, Streptophyta, Magnoliopsida, Poales, Poaceae. The coding region runs from base 199 to 2991 and encodes 930 amino acids. Gene Ontology annotation, molecular function: ADP binding. The transcript is spliced from 2 exons.
GCUUCAUUCCUUCUGCUCUUGUUUUUGCUUGAUUCCCGGUUGCUUCUCGUAGAUAUUGCUAGCUACUGGUAAAUUAAAAUCGAUGAGCCAUCGUUAGGUGAGUCAUUGAAAGCAGCUUGACAUCCCCUUUGUUCCUGCAGUUGUCUGAGUUCUGUCCACUCAAAGUGAUACACAAACAGAGACCCAAACAAGGGAUCGAUGGCGCCUGCGGUAACCGCUGCGCUAGGCGCGAUGGGUCCCUUGCUGGGGAAGCUCGCCGAGUUGCUCGCCAAUGAGUGUGGCCGUCUCAAAAGGGUCCGCCGUGAGAUCCGCUCCCUCCGGACAGAGUUUACCAGUAUGCAUGCUGCUCUUCAGAGGUACGCCAAGCUAGAGGACCCUGAUGACCAGGUGAAACAAUGGGUAUCGCUGGUGAGGGAGUUGGCCUAUGAUACCGAGGAUGUUUUCGACAAGUUCAUUCGCCACCUAGGCAACGGCGAGAGUCAUGAUGGUGGCUUCAAGGAGUACUUCCGCAAGACUGCUCGGCGUCUAAAGACGCUUGGAGCUCGGCGUCAGAUUGCUAUCCAAAUCGACGACCUGAAGCUUCGUAUCAAGGAAGUGAAAGAGCUCAAGACCAGCUACAAGCUGGAUGAUGUUCCUUCUAGCACCUCGGCCCAUGCGACCGUGGAUCCCCGGCUGGCCGCUCUUUUUGCCGAGGAGGCACACCUUGUUGGCAUUGAUGGUCCAAGAGACGAGCUUGCCAAGUGGAUGCUGGAAGAAGAGAACAAGCAUCGUCGCAGGGUCUUGUCGAUUGUUGGGUUUGGUGGAUUGGGAAAGACAACACUGGCGAAUGAAGUCUACCUCAAGAUUAAAGGGCAUUUUGAUUGUCAUGCAUUUGUGUCAGUCUCGCAAAAGCCAGAUACAAAGAAAAUCAUCAAGGAUUUGAUCUCACAGGUGUCCCGCAAGGCUGAAUUCACAAAAGAUAUGGAGAGCUGGGAUGAAAAGAAAUCCAUUCAAAAGCUAAGAGAACUAUUACAAGAUAAAAGGUAUCUUGUCAUCAUUGAUGAUAUAUGGUCUAUAUUAGCAUGGAACGCAAUCAAUUGUGCUUUUCCAGAGAAUAAUUCUUCAAGCAGAAUUAUAACUACAACACGCAUAUUGGAAGUAGCAAGGUCUUCUUGUCCAAAUCAUGCUGACCAGAUCUAUGAAGUGACACCUCUAAGUGAUCUCCUCUCUGAAAGACUAUUUUGUAACAGAAUCUUUGGCUCAGAAGAGCGUUGCCCUGAUAUGCUUAUUGAUGUUUCAAAUACCAUCUUGAAAAAGUGUGGCGGACUGCCAUUGGCAAUUAUCAGUAUAUCUGGAUUACUAGCUAACAAACCACGCGUCAAAGAAGAGUGGGAGAAGGUGAAAAGAUCAAUUGGUUCUGACUUGACCAAAAACCAAAGUCUAGAGGGAAUGAAAAACAUACUGUCCUUGAGCUAUAAUGAUCUUCCACCCAACCUCAAGACUGUCUUGUUGCACUUAAGUAAUUUCCCCGAGGAUUAUGUGAUUGACAGAGAAAGGUUGGUAAGGCAAUGGAUUGCGGAAGGUUUUAUUCCUGAAGAGCGUGGGAGGUGCUGUCAAGAGGUUGCAGAAAGUUUCUUUUACGAGCUUAUCAAUAAAAGCCUGGUCCAACCAGUGGACAUUGGUUAUGACGGGAUGGUACGUGCCUGCCGAGUUCAUGACAUGAUGCUAGAACUUAUCAUUUCAAAAUCCAUUGAAGAAAAUUUCAUCACUGUGGUGAACGGAAGUCAAACUUUUUGGGGAAAUUCUCAGUGUUCUAUUCGACGUUUAUCAAUCCAGGACAUGGACCAGGAGCUUGCAUCUGAAUUGGCAAAGAAAGAUCUAAGCCAUGUCCGAUCUCUUCUAAUAACAUCACCAGGAUGCAUCAAGCACUUGCCCAGUCUUACUAAGUUUGAAACGUUACGUGUACUUGACUUUGAGGAUUGUAAGGGCCUUACGGAGUAUGAUAUGAAUGGUAUAGAAAACCUGUUCCAGCUAAAGUACCUAAGCUUUAGGAGAACGGACAUAUCGGAGGUGAAAUCUGGAAUUGUGAUGCUACAUGAUCUAGUGACGCUGGAUUUAAGGAGUACAAAAAUCAGAGACUUGCCGGCUAGAAUUAUUCUGCUCACUAAACUACAACAUCUGCUCACUGAAAACGUAUUUUGGGUGCAUGAUGUAGUGAUACCAGUUGGGAUUGAGAAUAUGGCAAACUUAACGGAGAUCUCAGGCUUUGAUAUUACCACGAGUUCAGUAGGUGCAGUGAAGGAGUUAGGGAGCCUGAUCAAUUUGAAGGUACUCCGUGUAAAUUACACGGUGAAAGGUGCAAAAUCUCAAGAGUACAAGAGUCAUGCAGAGAUGUUUCAUUCCUCACUAUGCAAGCUUGGCAGCUACAAACUCCAUUCCUUGUGGAUAAAUGGUGGUAAUUGUUCUCUAUUCGAGUUAAUAGAUUCUUGGUCUCCUCUUCCAUCUUGCCUCCAAAGAUUUGAGAUGGGCACUAAGUACUGUUUAUCAAAACUGCCAAAGUGGGUUACUCCAGCGCUCACCAGUCUUGCAAACUUAGACAUUAAUAUAAGUGUAAUAACAAAGGAGGUUCUUGACAUACUAGGAGAGCUGCCUGCAUUACUUUCUCUGAAACUUUGUACCAACACGGUCCAUAAACACAGGCUUGAUUUGCCAGGCAGAGGAUUCCGAUGUUUGAAGCAGUUCUUUUAUAGCCCUUUUGGAGGUCCGGGGACCCUUCGGUUGAACAAAGGGGCAUUGCCAAAGCUUGAAAAGCUUAAGCUGUGGAUCUCUGUAUUGGGAAGUACUGGCUACUCUUGGUACAAUUUAGGUAUUAAGCACCUCCCAUGUCUGAAAGAUGUACACGUUAUUCUUCUGAAGCAGAAUGCUAUAUCUUCUGAUGUAGAGGCUGCAAAAGUUUCCAUAAGGAAGGAAGCAAAUCUCCAUCCCAACCGUCCAAGGUUACUUUUUACAUGA